AGAUGGGCGUGGCGACACCGGAGACCCGCCCUACUCAUCCUAUGAUUGGAUGCAAUUCAUUCCCUCCUUUAGUUUUAGCCGUGUGGAAAAGAAACGCAAAUGGUCUGAGAGAUCACCAUCGUUACAGUGGAGCAGUUUAUGUGUUGAUAUUUUAAAGUCACAUAUAAAGAACAAAAAUGAGGCUUAGGUCUCAAAAAACCAUUACAACUUGUGCGGAGACGCCGAGGAGCAAGCGAAGACCGUCCAACAAAGCGACGCCGAGACGAACGCGCCUGACGGUGACCGAAAGCUCGCCUCAACCCAAGAGUGAAGACACCUUGGAUAAUGAUGACCAUCACUCAGAUGACGAGAUUCCCACAAUGACUAGGCGACCACUGCCCCGUGGCCGGGCGAGGAAGAGAGCCAUCCCCGUUGAAGACAGAGAAACGGAUUUGGCCUUCAAGACUCCGAUCAGGCCCAUCUUGCGCCACGAGCACAUACUGUCAGAGAUGGACCCCACAACUCCUCGUAACACCACAGCCAGAAACAUCUACUCGCCCAUCGUGCGUUUCCUCACUCCCAGCAAAGAGAACGUGAAGAGUGCAGGUACAGAAAACAGCGUGUUGAUGAGCCCGGAGCAAGGUGUAUUUGGUUAUGGCUCCAUUGACCUUCUGGCUGGAGACGAGGAGGAUGACGUGUUCAGUCCCUUUAGGUUCAUCAAGAACAUACCGUCACAGUCUCAGCAUUCCCAACCCAGACUCCGAGACAUCCCCCCCAAGACCAGGAGCACUCCUGAGGCCACGCUGGUGGUCGACCUGGAGGAGACCCUGAUGUUCAGCUCUCUGAGUGUGAUCGACGAAGCGGAGUACACCUUCUACACAGCUUUCCAGGACAGUCAGUACAAGGCGUACAUGAUCCUACGACCACACGUCAAAGAGUUUCUGCAGUCCAUGGCCAAAAUCUAUGAGCUGUUUGUUUACACGUGUGCGAAGAAGGAAUACGCUGAGAAGAUUCUGAACAUCCUGGACCCGCAGAGAAAGCUGUUUCGACAUCGUCUAUACCAGGAAGAUUGCGCCUGUGUUCUCGGCCACUACAUCAAAGAUCUCAGCGUCCUCGGGAGGGAUCUCGCCAAGACCGUGGUCCUGGACAACGCACCCCACACAUACCCAUACCAUCUGAUGAACACAAUUCCCAUCAAGAGCUGGUCCGGGGAGUCACAGGACAGAGAACUGCUGAAGCUCAUCCCAUCCAUGGAGAAACUCAUUGCAGCAGAGGAUUUUCGGGAGGUGCUGAAGAAGAGGAAGGAUCACUUCCACAGGCUGCUGUCCGAGGACUAACGGGACUCUCCUCCCCCUCUAACCUCACUUUAACUACUCUAUGUGACUUUCACAGAUCAUGUUUGCUUUCUCUAUGCUUUGGCUAAAAAGCAGAACCAGUUGGAACGAACCCGAAGCCUGUUAGUUUGUGGUGGACCUCCUCUGUCCUCCCUGAUGACUUUAAAGGACGGCACAUUGGUAUUUCAAACAUGCUGCUGGUCGUUUGUCACCGAAACCCCCGAACUCCCCGAAACUCAUUCCACAGAGCAAUAAAACUGCUCCCCAUCGUUUGUGUAUAUUUACAAAACAAAACUUGAAAUAUGUUGUUUAUAGUCCGGAUUUUUAUUUAUUGAUUAUAUUGCUAAUCAACAGCUGUUCUCUCUGUAUAUUUUAGAUAUGCCUUUUUAUUGAAUAAAAUACCCGAACAAUAAAUGGGAGAAAAAACAA
This is a messenger RNA of Acanthopagrus latus (yellowfin seabream), 1742 nucleotides long. It is a transcript of the gene ctdspl3, whose product is annotated as CTD (carboxy-terminal domain, RNA polymerase II, polypeptide A) small phosphatase like 3. The record is from RefSeq and is a predicted model, not a curated record. Gene Ontology annotation, molecular function: phosphoprotein phosphatase activity. Bases 177 to 1316 code for a protein of 379 amino acids. NCBI's taxonomy places the organism in Eukaryota, Metazoa, Chordata, Actinopteri, Spariformes, Sparidae. The transcript is spliced from 11 exons.